CUUACUCUUUAUAUUAUAUAUAUUCUCACCUCAAAGUCAUACUCUUCUAAAAUCCUCUUUUCUUCUUCUUAAUGCACACAGAAGAAAGCAAGUCAUAUAUACCAAAGUGUAAUUACAUGUCAUGAAUAACGACAAAGUCCAAUGAUCCAUCAUCAUCGCGCGUAUUCCCUUAUUUUGGAAACCCGGUAGCAAAAUUUUCUUUCAUUUGAGAUUGGUAUAGGAAGAUAAAGAAUCGAGGGAGUGGUAACAAUGGCUGCACCGCCAAAUAGCAGGCUUCAAAGCAUGUUAAGGGCUGCAGUGCAAUCAGUUCAAUGGACUUACACCCUCUUCUGGCAACUCUGUCCCCAACAAGGGAUUUUGACGUGGGGUGAUGGAUAUUACAACGGAGCAAUUAAGACGAGGAAGACGGUUCAAGCAAUGGAAGUUAGCACUGAGGAAGCUUCUCUGCAAAGAAGCGAGCAACUUCGAGAGUUAUAUGAAUCUUUGUCUGCUGGAGAAGCGAAUUCGCAAACACGAAGACCGUGUGCUGCUUUGUCUCCUGAGGAUCUAACGGAAUCAGAAUGGUUCUAUCUCUUGUGUGUCUCUUUCUCUUUUCAUCCUGGUGUCGGGUUGCCCGGAACAGCAUAUGCCAGGAGGCAGCAUAUAUGGCUCACUGGUGCAAACGAAGUAGAGAGCAAAGCAUUUUCCAGAGCUAUUCUUGCCAAGAGUGCUCAUAUUCAGACAGUGGUGUGCAUUCCUGUGUUGGAUGGCGUGGUUGAGCUGGGCACAACCGACAAGGUGGAAGAAGACCUAAAUUUCAUCCAACACAUAAAGAGUUUCUUCAUAGAACAGCACCCUCCGACGGCAAAGCCUGCACUGUCAGAGCACUCCACCUCCAAUCCCACUUCUUCUUCAUACCCUGUUGUUGUCACUGCCACUACUGCACCACCCAACAAUAUUCCCAACCAAAACGACAUCGUUGAUAAAGGAAAAGAAGUUAAGUUGAAUUCUGAAACAGCAGGAUUAGUAGUUCGUAGCAACACUUUCAUACCCACCGAACUAAUGGAGCUCGACACGUUGGAGGGGUUUCGGGUCGGGUCACCCGGAGAUGGAUCCAACCACUUGGAUUCGUUCCCCACAGAGGCCUCCAUGGCACUGUGUUCUGCAGGGUUGGAACUUCUUCAACUUCAACUACCACCACAACCUCCAGAACACCCUCCCUCAGAAAACAUAGCACAAGGCGACACAGACACUCAUUACUCUCAGACAGUGUCGAGCAUCCUCCAAAAGAACUCCGGGUGGUGGCCGGACUCACCCUCCGUCAACCACCUCACUGAUUCCUUCCAAUCAGCCUUCAACAAAUGGAACUCCGGCACCGACGAGUACCGCGGCCAGUUCCACAUGACGGUGGCAGACGUCACCUCUCAGUGGCUCCUCAAGUACAUUCUCUUCAGUGUCCCUUAUCUUCACGCCAACCGGGUGAAGGGGAAGGGCGCCCCGUCAUACGAGACAAGCCACGUGAUGGCGGAGCGGCGGCGGAGAGAGAAGCUGAAUGAGAGGUUUCUGAUUCUGCGUUCAAUGGUACCGUUCGUAACGAGAAUGGACAAGGCAUCGAUUCUGGGAGACACGAUCGAAUACAUAAAACAGCUGAGGGAGAAGAUUGAGAGCCUGGAGGCACGUGAGCGGCACGCGGGGAAGAGGAGGGUGAGGGAGGUGGAGGUUUCGAUCAUAGAGGGCGAUGCACUGUUGGAGGUGGAGUGUGUGCAUAGGGAAGGGUUGUUGCUGGAUGUGAUGACAUUGUUGAGGGAGUUAGGGGUUGAUGUGAUGAUGGUGCAAUCGUGGGUUAGGGAUGAUGGAGUUUUUGUUGCAGAGAUGAGGGCCAAAGUCAAGGAUAAUGGGAACGGGGAAAAGGCUAGUAUUGUGGAAGUCAAGAAUGCCCUAAACCAGAUUAUACCCCGUCAUAUACCCCACCAUGACCCUUACACACUACCUUCCAAUGAUCAUUUUUAACCAUGGAUUUGGACUUCAAUGGGGUGAGUAUGUCUCAACUGAAUAAGUUUGUGUACAAAUUUAAUUCAUUCUAUAUUUGGUUAACUGAGUACGUGAAUUGAUCAUGUAAAAUAUCAUGGACUUGCAUGUAGUAUACUUUCACAACUGGGCUUGUGAUUUUGUAAGGGAAAUUACCAUGGACAUUGACUAUAUAUGUGCCAUGUUUGUUGUAUUCAAUAUUGAUAUCAUCGUGAGUUAUUACAUACUUUUGGUCAAAUAAAUAUAAUUCAAUAUAUAAUC
This is a messenger RNA of Vigna unguiculata (cowpea), 2268 nucleotides long. Its product is annotated as basic helix-loop-helix protein A-like. The record is from RefSeq and is a predicted model, not a curated record. Lineage: Eukaryota; Viridiplantae; Streptophyta; Magnoliopsida; Fabales; Fabaceae. Gene Ontology annotation, molecular function: protein dimerization activity.